CGAGUGCUCUUUCUUUUUUUUUUUUUUUGCGGUUAAAUCUGCGCUGCAUUUUGGAUGCAAAUCUCUGGCGGGCGAGAGCGGAAAACGGAAAAGCGAAUACCCAAAAAGAUAGAUAGACGACAGCACAUAAACCUGAGUGUAGUGUUGCCAUAAUUCGGUUCAAUUGUGCCAGUGUGUGUGCGAGUGUGUGUGCGGUGCUCUGCGGGUGUGUGUGUCGGUGUGCCAGUACAUCGGCCGAUGCUCGCACCGCUUUUCAGUAAUCAUUCUGUGCCCUGACCGCUGCGUUCUCCGCCGCGGGUUCUCCGUUCCGUUCUUGGUUCCCCGAGGUUCCCCGAGGUUCCGUUAUAAAAGACGCGUGCCGCGCUGCGAACCGAUGGAGUUCAGUCCGAGACCGCAACGGUUCCGCGUCCUGCCAAGCAGCAGCAGCUUCUGAAAGCAAAAAAUAAUCGAGAAAAUCAAAUCUUAGGCAAUAAUAACUUCUAAAAAAAGUUUACAGUGCAACCGAGUGUUAUAACUGCUAAUAGUUUUUCUAAAUAUUAAAAAAACAAAGAAACAGACAUCGUAAAAAUGCAUUUUAUUACCUUCUCCUUAAUAGCCUGCUGCUCCCUGGCGCUCGGCUGGGCCAACGAGUGGGGCUACCCGGACUUGGACAACAACCAGGAUGAACCUUUUCCCAAAUGGGGCGGUCUUUGCGAUAGUGGCAAGAAGCAAAGCCCCAUUAAUCUGCAUGUCAAGGGGUCUCUGAAGGGUGAAUUUGAUCCCCUGAAGUUCGCGAACUACGAUGAACACCAGAAAAAUCUGAAAAUGGUCAACAACGGGCACUCAAUUCAACUGUCUGGCUUCGAUCACGAGCUGACCCUGAGUGGCGGCGCCCUGCUGCAUGACUAUGUGGUGGAACAGAUCCACAUGCACUGGUGGUCGGAGCACACCAUCAACGACAUCCGCUAUCCGCUGGAGGUGCACAUUGUCCAUAGGAACACCAUCUACCCGAAUAUGACGAUGGCUGCCAACUUCAAGGAUGGUAUCGUGGUGAUUGGAGUGCUCUACCACGUGUCCAACACAAGAAACGAGGCCAUUGGCAGCAUCAUCAAGAGUUUGGGAGCGGUGAAGGCGUACGACAGCAUGAACAAGCCCACUCUGGUGGCGGAUUCCCUGGCUGUGGAUGAUCUGGUGCCCAGUGUGGAGAGCUACUUCACCUACGCCGGCUCCUUGACCACACCCACCUGCGCCGAGGCUGUCACCUGGAUUGUGCUGACUGAGACAUUCCCGGUGACCCUGGAUCAGGUGAAUGAAUUCAAGGAGAUCGAGUACGAGGAGGGCAAGCAGCUGCACAACAAUUACCGGGAGCUGCAGAGCGAGAAUAACCGGGCGGUGGUGCUGGUCGAAAUGCCCGAAGACCGAUCAGGAGCUGCUGGACUCACGGCGUCCGUCUCCUUGAUCCUGACGCUCGUUCUGGUGGGUGGCCAGAAGUUCCUGCUGUAGAUUCAGCUAGGAAGUCGAUAAGAGAGAGCAGCCAAUGACAUAAACUCGUACCAAAGAAUUGUUAAAUACAACGAAUUUGUUAACAAAAGAUAAAAGGAAUCAAACAGGAGCCUUACAGGAGACAAUUUAUACUCAUUAAUUGUAAUUCAGAACAGAACAAGAAUCCAGCUAGUCAGUUUGUGUGAAGUUCAUUAAGUGCAAAGUUCACAGAAUAAUAAAUGAAUCAUUUUACAA
Drosophila kikkawai is the source of this 1716-nucleotide messenger RNA. Its product is annotated as Carbonic anhydrase 7. The record is from RefSeq and is a predicted model, not a curated record. Gene Ontology annotation, biological process: one-carbon metabolic process. Gene Ontology annotation, molecular function: carbonate dehydratase activity; zinc ion binding. NCBI's taxonomy places the organism in Eukaryota, Metazoa, Arthropoda, Insecta, Diptera, Drosophilidae. Gene Ontology annotation, cellular component: plasma membrane.